Molecule: messenger RNA, 2196 nt
Organism: Macadamia integrifolia
Lineage: Eukaryota; Viridiplantae; Streptophyta; Magnoliopsida; Proteales; Proteaceae
Product: receptor-like protein 7
Exons: 2
Coding region: 1-2196 (731 amino acids)
Molecular function (GO): protein binding
Source: RefSeq, a predicted model, not a curated record
AUGGGAAUUUAUCUCCCCUUUGCUCGUCUUCUCCUUUUCUUGAGCUUCUUCUACUUCUUCUUCCUCCUAUUACUGCUUUUGCCUCAGAUCCAAGCAGCUCAAGAGAGCCAUAUUUGCCUACAUGACCAGAAAUCUGCUCUCUUGCAAUUCCGGCAUGAGUUCAUCAUCACAGACAACAUUUCCUUCAGUUCAUGGGAACCGGAAACAGAUUGUUGCUCAUGGGAGGGCGUCACAUGUAACGUCACCACUGGUUAUGUGAUCCGUCUCGACUUGAAUUCCAAGCUAUCAGGACCUAUCUAUUCCAACAGCAGCCUCUUUGGCCUCCAUCAUCUCCAAAGGCUCAACCUUGCUUACAAUGACUUCAAUUUGGCUCCUAUCCCAUCUGGUUUUGAUCGUCUUCCAAGCUUGACACAUCUCAACCUCUCCAAGUCCAAUUUCUACGGCCAGAUACCCUGGGAAUUCUCACGCCUAACAAGGUUGGUUUCUCUUGAUCUCUCCAGCUACUUCUCUUAUGCAAAACUGGAAAGACCAAACCUUAAGGAGUUGAUCCAGAAUCUGACAUCUCUUGUGGAACUAUACCUUGAUGGUGUAGACCUCUCUAGUCCUAGUCCUAGUCCUACACAGGGAAGCAGCGAUCAUUGGUCUCAGGUCUUACCGCAAUCACUUCCCAACCUCCGUGCAUUGAGUUUGUCCUACUGUAGUCUUUCAGGUCCCAUUCACCCUUCUUUCUCGCAGCUUGUAUUGCUCGAGGAGCUCCAACUUGAUGGAAACUAUAAUCUUUCUCUUGAAGCACCCAACUUCUUGCCCCUCAAUUUCUCUCAUUUGAAAACUCUUAGUCUCAGCUAUUGUGGAUUGUAUGGAGAGUUCCCCAACAGUGUUUUUCAACUACCCAAUCUUCGGAUCCUUGAUGUGUCAGAAAAUUCUCUCCUCAAUGGUCAAUUGCCAGAUUUUCCACUUAACAAUUCCUUUCAGUACAUAUCGCUUUAUCGGACAAACUUUUCAGGAGCGAUUCCAGAUUCUAUUGGAAAUCUUAGGUUUUUGACGACAUUACGACUGGGUAUUUGCAAUUUCUCCGGAUCUAUCCCACCAUCUCUAACCAAUCUCACCCAAUUAACUGAGCUAGACCUUUCCUCCAAUAGUUUUACCGGUUCAGUCCCUAUGUUUAAUAAAGACACUGUUCCAAAUCUUACAUAUUUGGACUUGUCUUACAAUCUUCUUGACGGGACAAUCCAUUCUUCUCUAUUUACACUCCCAUCAUUACUGUACUUAUACCUCUCAAAUAAUCAGCUUACUGGUCGACUUGAUCAGUUGUUUCAUAAUUCAUCUCUUUCAUCAUCAUCAUUGGUAGAUAUGGAUUUGAGUGGAAACAAAUUGAAUGGACAAAUACCAAAAUCAAUUUCUCAAUUCUCAAGUCUUCUGUCCCUCUAUCUGGGCUCCAACGAUUUUAGUGGCACUGUAAAGCUGGACGACAUGUUUGGGAACCUUGAGAACUUUUUGUAUCUAGACCUGUCAAACAACCUAUUGUCACUUGAAUUUGGCAACACUAGUUCUUCUUUUCGUCCUCAAUUUUCUCAAUUGGAUUUGGGAUCUUGCCACAUCAAAGAAUUCCCCUCCUUCUUGAGAACUCAAGAGCAAUUGGAGUAUUUAGAUCUUUCAAACAACACCAUUUCUGGGCAAGUACCAAAUUGGAUAUGGAAGAAACAGUUACUUUAUUUGAAUCUUUCAUACAACUCUCUAAAUACUUUGGAGCGACCACUACUAAAUUUUUCCUCGAGUCCAUUAAGUACUCUAGAUCUCCGCAACAACAAGCUACAAGGGUCUCUCCCAAUUCCCGCAUCAUAUGUCACAUUCUUCUCAAUUUCAAAUAAUAGCUUUGUUGGAGGAAUCCCUGAGUCAAUAUGCAAAUUGAGUGGUCUACAAGUUUUUGAUGCCUCCCACAACAACUUGAGUGGUUCAAUUCCGGAAUGUCUAGGUAACAUUGACUCUCUCUUAGUAUUGGAUGUACAAGGGAAUAGAUUUCACGGAAUGCCUCAAAAUUUUACAAAUGCUAGCAGCUUGAGGACACUCAAAAUGAAUGGAAAUAUUUUAGAAGGGCAAGUGCCUAGGUCAUUGGCGAAUUGCACAUCACUAGAGGUUCUAGAUCUUGGGAAGAACAAGAUGUUUGGUACCUUCCCCUUCUGGAAAUUUUCCAGUUGA